Molecule: messenger RNA, 1419 nt
Organism: Hylaeus volcanicus
Lineage: Eukaryota; Metazoa; Arthropoda; Insecta; Hymenoptera; Colletidae
Exons: 8
Coding region: 304-1260 (318 amino acids)
Cellular component (GO): cytosol
Molecular function (GO): aldose reductase (NADPH) activity
Source: RefSeq, a predicted model, not a curated record
AAUAAAGAUGUAUUCCAUGUUGAUUUAUAAAAAACGAACACAUAAUUAAAAAAAGAUGCUACACGGAGCGGGUGUUUUUUUGUUAAUUAUUCACGUUUAGCAAUUAAGGUUUUAAUACUAUAAGUGAAACAUUUGUUAAUAAUUGGGUGGCCAAACUAGUUAAAAUAGUGCUUAGUGUCAAGGAGACAUUAAACAUUAAGAGGUAGAAGAAAUAUGCAGACCCAAGGCAUGUGUUGCAGCUAAUUUUAAUGUCUGUGUCUUAUUUGUGAAAUUUUUAAUUAAAUUAAGCUGAGAAACGAAAACAUGAGUCAAUUAAACGGCGUCAAUGUCUUGGGUUUUGGAACAUGGAAACUUCCUGCUAAUUCUUCAACUUCCGAUUUAAUUUAUAAAAUUAUUUGCGAAGGAUACAGGCAUAUUGAUUGUGCUAGUAUUUAUGGGAAUGAAAAAUAUGUUGGUGAAGGAAUUCAACGCGCUCUUCGGGAAGGAAUCGUUAAGAGAGAAGAGCUUUGGAUUACUUCUAAAUUAUGGAAUACCGAUCACGCUGAACAGCAUGUUGAGCCAGCAAUUCAGCGAUCUUUAAAAUUAUUAAAUUUAACUUACCUAGAUCUUUAUUUGAUUCAUUUUCCUAUUGCUCAAGCCUACGUGUGUCCUGAUUUUAACCCCACGCCAGGAUUUGUAAAUAGGGACGGAAAUAAAACGGAACUCGCCGCCAUACCUCUUAUGGAAACAUGGAGAGCUCUCGAAAAUCUGGUUCAUAAGAAGUUAACAAGAUUUAUUGGCAUCUCAAAUUUUGAUUUACAAUUAACGCAAGAUCUCUUAACAUAUUGUAAAAUUCGACCCUAUCUUUUACAAAUUGAAAUGCAUUUAUUUCUCAAGCAAGAGACACUUGCUGGCUGGUGUCUACAAAACCAUAUACAUGUUACCGCUUAUUCCCCUUUAGGGUCAGCUUCCUAUUCUGACGACUCGCAAGAAGAAUAUACAAUUAUGACUCAUCCGGUCGUUUUGAAUGUCGCUAAACAAAUGAAAAUGACUCCUGCACAGGUUGCAUUGAAAUGGAUUUUACAAAAAUCCCCACUCUUAUCAGUUCUUGUGAAAACAUCAAAUCUUGAACGAGCUCAAGAAAACCUUAAAAGUCUUUCUUUUUCUUUGACUCCUGAAGCAGUCGAAGAACUAAAUUCUAUCAAUUAUAAAAAACGCUAUAAUGAUACAAGUAAUUACACCUUAAAGUCUGGUUGGCUUCCUAUUUUUUGUGAUGUUUAGAAACCGAACACUCGUCACAGGGUUUAGAAACACUUUUAUGUUUAUUUUGCACUUUAAUUGGGUGUCCUAGUAGGAUAGUAGAAAUAGAAAACAUGGUGUUUAACUCUGCAGUUUUUAUUUUUUACUCAAAUGUUUCAAAACAAAAGUAUAAAAAAAUAU